UGUGAGGAAAUGGCAAAUAUAGCAAUGCAGAAAUACUGGAAACCAGUUGCCAAAGAACCUGUUGGAAUAGAGCACCCUCAACCAGAAACUUUCCUCCCAGAUGGUCAAUCUGAGUCCAACAUGACACACCUCAGUGUUUCCAAAGGAAAUGUGAAUACUUGCAUGUACAAGAAGCCAUGCGUCUCCAAACACAAAAAGGAGGAGGUAUAUGCCUCUUGUAUUGGGGGACCCAAUUUCUUCUGGUGUCAGUACGCCAACACGGAGGAGCUCAGUGAAGUAUCAAGGCUUGCUCAGGAAGCAGCGCACACACACCAGGACACAACGUUCCUAGAGACUCUUGGUCCUGGCAGUCCAUGCCUUGCUCUGUUUUCCAGUGACAACGAGUGGUAUCGAGCUCAAGUACUUAGCAGAGUUGAUGAUGAAUUCAAUGUUGUGUUUAUUGACUAUGGAAAUGAAUGUGACAUUAACAUCAAGAAUGUAAGAUCACUGCCUCAGAGUCUACUGGAGAAGGCUCCUCAGGCCUUUCUGUGCUCUUUGAAUGGAUUUAAUGAGUCCAAGGGCUCCUGGGAGGAUGAAGGUUACGAUGAGUUCUACAAUCUCCUGGUUGAUAAACAACUGAGAGUGGUGGUAAUCUACACAGAGGAUCAUUCAGAGAUUGCAGUUCCUCAGUAUGCAGUAGAGAUUGAGUGUGAGGGAAUGGCUGUAAAUGCAGCAAUGCAGAAAUACUGGAAACCAGUCGCCAAAGAAUCUGUUGGGUUAGAACACCCUCAAGCAGAAACCUUUCUACAAGAUGGUCAAUCGGAGUCCUACAUGACACACCUCAGUGUUUCCGAAGGAAAUGUGAAAAAUUGCAUGUACAAGAAGCCAAUUAUCUCCAAAAACAAAAAGGAGGCGGUAUAUGCCUCUUGUAUUGGGGAUCCCAAUUUCUUCUGGUGUCAGUACGCCAACACGGAGGAGCUCAGUGAAGUGUCAAGGCUUGCUCAGGAAGCAGCACACACACAACAGGACACAACGUUUCCUGAGACUCUUGGUCCUGGCAGUCCAUGCCUUGCUCUGUUUUCCAGUGACAAACAAUGGUAUCGAGCUCAAGUAAUUAGCAGAGUUGAGGAUGCAUUCAAUAUUGUGUUUAUCGACUAUGGAAACGAGUGUGAUGUUAACAUCAAGAAUGUGAGACCUCUGCCUCAGACUCUGCAGGAGAAGGCUCCUCAGGCUUUUCUGUGCUCUUUAUAUGGAUUUGAUAAGUCCAAAGGCUCCUGGGAUGACAAAGGUUAUGAUGAGUUCUACAAUCUGGUGGUUGAUAAAGAACUAAGAGUGACAGUGUUUAACACAGAGGAUCAUCCAGAGCUUUCCGUUCCUCGGUAUGCAGUGGAACUUGAGUGUGAGGGAGUGGUUGUGAAUACACUGAUGGAGAAAUACUGGAAACCAGUUGCCAAAGAAUGUGUUUCGAUAGAACACCCUGAAACCGAAACUUUCCUCGAAGCGGGUCAAUCGGAGUCAAACAUGACACACUUACGUCUGUCCAAAGGAAAUGUGAAUACUUUCAUGUACAAGAAGCCAUGCGUCUCCAAACACAAAAUGGAGGAGGUAUAUGCCUCUUGUAUUGGGGGACCCAAUUUCUUCUGGUGUCAGUACGCCAACACGGAGGAGCUCAGUGAAGUAUCAAGGCUUGCUCAGGAAGCAGCACAUGCACACCAGGACACAACGUUCCUAGAGACUCUUGGUCCUGGCAGUCCAUGCCUUGCUCUGUUUUCCAGUGACAACGAGUGGUAUCGAGCUCAAGUACUUAGCAGAGUUGAUGAUGAAUUCAAUGUCGUGUUUAUUGACUAUGGAAAUGAAUGUGACAUUAACAUCAAGAAUGUAAGAUCACUGCCUCAGAGUCUACUGGAGAAGGCUCCUCAGGCCUUUCUGUGCUCUUUGAAUGGAUUUAAUGAGUCCAAGGGCUCCUGGGAUAAUGAAGGUUACGAUGAGUUCUACAAUCUCCUGGUCAAUAAACAACUGAGAGUGGCAGUAAUACACACAGAGGAUCAUCCAGAGAUUGCAGUUCCUCAGUAUGCAGUAGAAAUUGAGUGUGAGGGAGUGGUUGUGAACACACUGAUGGAGAAAUACUGGAAAGGACAGGCUACAGACCAUGCCUUGGCAAAAAGUUUGUGAUCAGAUCUGGACCCAGAUGAAUACCCAUGUUGCCCAACCCAGUUGUGACAGAGCAAUCUUGGCUGUUAACUGAAAAUGUACUGAUUUGUUGGUAAACUACAUUUAAUAAAAUUUCUGACUAAAUGAAAUAAAGUGUAAUACGUUCAUAACUUGUGUCAAUAAACGUACAGUAGUUGCAUGAAAGAAUAAGAGGCUUAAGUUUUUAAAUUGAUAACAUUGGAACUGGCUUUGUUGCAGGCUGUGUUACUGUAGUUAUGCAAAACAUCUUGUUCUUCAACAUUAACUAUGUUGAGUUUUACAGUC
Messenger RNA from Etheostoma spectabile (orangethroat darter), 2454 nucleotides. Its product is annotated as tudor domain-containing protein 1. Gene Ontology annotation, cellular component: P granule. The transcript has 3 exons. Gene Ontology annotation, biological process: P granule organization; spermatogenesis; piRNA processing. The coding region runs from base 10 to 2151 and encodes 713 amino acids. Lineage: Eukaryota; Metazoa; Chordata; Actinopteri; Perciformes; Percidae. The record is from RefSeq and is a predicted model, not a curated record.